Messenger RNA from Purpureocillium takamizusanense, 788 nucleotides. RefSeq lists its product as uncharacterized. The coding region runs from base 153 to 779 and encodes 208 amino acids. The transcript has a single exon. The record is from RefSeq and is a predicted model, not a curated record. Lineage: Eukaryota; Fungi; Ascomycota; Sordariomycetes; Hypocreales; Ophiocordycipitaceae.
CUCUCCAUCCCCGAUUCCCACCGCUUCCAACGCAUUCAAUCUUUCCCGUCGCGCGGCACUUCACCAGCCCGGCAGUGCGUGGACACGAUCCGCCGCGGGCAACAGAAAGCCGCACAACACUUUCGCUGCACGCGCGCAGCAGAGCAGCCGCGAUGGACGCCCACGCCCUCCUCACCUCGCAGGGCUGGCGCGGCAAGGGCCACUCCCUCCACAAGACCGACGACGCCAUCGGCCUGGCCAAGCCCCUGCUGCUCUCUCGCAAGGACGACACGCGCGGCCUCGGCACCAAGCAACACUUCACCAGCGACCAGUGGUGGAUGAACGCCUUUGACGAGCAGCUCAAGGGCCUCGACACCUCCAAGGACGGAAAGGUGCUGCAGACGGUCACAACGGGCAAGCUCAACUCCAUCGAAAAGGGCUCGCUCGGGCGCUGGUACCUAUACGCCUCGUUCGUGAAGGGGGGCUUCCUGGAGGGGACGGUGCGUAACGAGGAGGACAAGGACUCGUCCUCAUCGACGGACUCGGACGACUUGACGCCCAAGACGGACGACGACCCCGCGCCGAAAAAAGAAACCAAGGAAGAGCGAGGGGCGAGAAAAGAGGCCAAGAGGAAACGCAAGGAGGAGCGCGCAAAGGCUAGGGCGGCGCGUCGCGAGCGCAAGGCCGCCAAGGCCAGCAGGUCUGCCUCGAGUUCAGACGCUGACGACGAGAAGCGGAGGCGGCGCGCCAAGAAGGAGGAAAAACGGCGCAAGAGAAAAGAGAAGGAAUCCAAGUCAUGACAAGCGUGC